Ilex paraguariensis (yerba mate) is the source of this 1744-nucleotide messenger RNA. Lineage: Eukaryota; Viridiplantae; Streptophyta; Magnoliopsida; Aquifoliales; Aquifoliaceae. The record is from the annotation of a GenBank genome assembly.
AGACUCGUGUCGAAGGGGCACAAGACACUUGUCAUCUCCGCCAAGCCCUAGCCGGCGAAGAAGAAGAUCUACUUCCUGUUGCUUGGAUAUCUAAGAGAAUCAGUUUGGACUUUGGAUCAAUUGUUACCUCUCCUUUGAGUUCUUGAAUGAUGGGUUCUUAUAUGAAUUUUAAGAACUUUGGAGACACACCACAGGCAGAAGGCAGUGGGGGUAAGCCAGCAGGGAAUUUCUCGCUGGCACGACAGUCUUCCAUAUACUCUUUAACCUUUGAUGAGUUACAAAACACUUUGGGUGGACAUGGAAAGGAUUUUGGGUCUAUGAACAUGGAAGACCUUCUGAAAAACAUUUGGACGGCCGAAGAGACUCAAGUCAUGGCAUCCUCCACUGUUGGAGGAGAAGGGGGUAUCCCUGGUGGGAAUUUGCAAAGACAGGGCUCCUUAACAUUGCCAAGGACACUUAGUCAGAAAACUGUUGAUGAAGUCUGGAGAGACUUGCUUUACGAAAGCGGUAGUGUAAAGGAUGGGAGUGGCAGUGGGAUCCCCCACUUGACUCAGAGAGAACCAACUCUAGGAGAAAUUACAUUGGAGGAGUUCUUAUUGAGAGCAGGGGUAGUGAAAGAAGAUAUUCAACCAAUUGCAAGACCAAACAAUGCGGGAUUUUAUGGUGAAAUGUCAGGACUGAACAACAACAACAACACCGGUUUCUUUCUAGGAUUUCAAGAACCAGUUCGCAACCAUGGAGUGUUGGCUAACCAAAUUGGGGAGAAUAAUAAUGUGGUUCAGAACCCAUCUCCUAAUAUAGGGCUGAAUGUUGGUGGAGUCAGAACUUCUCAGCAACAACUGCAGUCACAACCGAAUCAGCACCCACAACCACUCUUCCCCAAGCAACAAACUGUGGCGUUUGCCUCUCCUAUGCAUUUAAACAACCAGCUUCCUAGCCCAGGAACGAGGAGUCCAAUUGUUGCAAGGGCAGAUCCUUCUAUGAACACUGCUCUAGUCCAAGGUGGUGUCAUACAGAGUGGAGCAAUGGGCAUGUCUGGUAUGGUUACUGGGGUUAAGACAAUUGCAGGAGGUUCUCCUGCAAACCAGUUAUCUCCAGAAGUGAUCGCUAAGAGAAAUUUAGUUGCAUCAUCACUAUUACCUUCUCCUUAUGCUUUUAGUGAAGGUUUACGAGGAAGGAAAAGCAGUAACAAUUUUGAGAAAGUGGUAGAGAGAAGGCGUAGGAGAAUGAUUAAAAACAGAGAGUCUGCUGCAAGGUCACGAGCUCGGAAGCAGGCCUACACUGUAGAAUUGGAAGAAGAAAUUGCAAAACUUAAGGAAAUUAACCAAGAGUUGCAGAAGAAACAGGAAGAAUAUGCAGAGAAGCGAAAAAAUCAGAUCAAGGAGAAGAUGAUUAUUCCAUGGGGAGGUAAACAACGUGGCCUGAGGAGAACAUUUACGGGACCUUGGUAAAACAAAUGGUGGUGAGAGUAUGGAAACACCUGGCGCUUGCUAAAAUCCGAUCAAAAUCUUGUUCCACACAUCAUAGUUAGGUGCAUGUAUAGAAGAAGCAAAGGGUGUCCUGCUGUAAUAUAUGAACCUGGGAUUAGAUGAAUCUUAUAUAGAUUAAGUUUUUCUAUUUGUGUGAUAUGUUUGCUUCUUGGUUUAGUGCUGAUGCAGGGUAUUGGCACUUGUGGAACUUGUCUAAUUUCAGGAGUAUUUAUGACCUUAGCAUCUUUGAAUGGCUAUGGCAUACUCUUUGCAUC